AUGCCGAUGCAGCACUCCUUGGACAUGGAGUUGAUCACUGCCGCAGCCAGAUACGCCGACGAGAAUAGAUCUCGCCGUAACAUCCAUACCAACCCAGAGGGUGUAAUCGGCCAUGCACGUACGGAUAGCAGCGUCUAUGGGUCUGGAAACUCGGGUUCCCCUGACGUUCCAACUCCGCCAACAGGUGCUGCCACUAAGACGGGUGCGGCAGUUACGGAACCAGCUCCUUCGCACCAGGGAGCUGAGGCAGUUGUCGAUGACGAGCCUGAUACUGCCACUGCCAACGUUAAUGAUCCUGACUUCCCCAACACUGCAAAGGCUCCUGCCACUGGCACUCAAAACCACCAGUAA
Molecule: messenger RNA, 351 nt
Organism: Trichophyton benhamiae CBS 112371
Lineage: Eukaryota; Fungi; Ascomycota; Eurotiomycetes; Onygenales; Arthrodermataceae
Exons: 2
Coding region: 1-351 (116 amino acids)
Source: RefSeq, a predicted model, not a curated record